Aspergillus wentii DTO 134E9 is the source of this 1704-nucleotide messenger RNA. RefSeq lists its product as uncharacterized. The transcript is spliced from 2 exons. The record is from RefSeq and is a predicted model, not a curated record. NCBI's taxonomy places the organism in Eukaryota, Fungi, Ascomycota, Eurotiomycetes, Eurotiales, Aspergillaceae. Bases 1 to 1704 code for a protein of 567 amino acids.
AUGGAAGAAUCAGACCCUCCUCGUCCAACCGAAACCCCCGAGGACUCCGCAGGAGGGGAAGACCAGGGUACAAAGGGCGCGACCGCCAAAGACCGAAAAUGCCAAUACUGCAAGCAGGCCUUCACUUCGUCUUCCCUGGGUCGACACUUGGAUCAAUUUCUCUUCAAGAAGAAGCCAGAUGGCCUUCACAAUGUCGAAGAGAUCCGGCGCAUUCGAAGCGGUAUCACUCGACGACAGGCACGCACCUCGUCUAGCAAACGAGAUAGCCCAGAGCGCGAACUGGGUAAAGGACAGUCGGAAGGGGAGAAUGGGAAAUCGAAAACUGGCUCGGUUCGCAUGAUGUUCAACACGCCUACAUGGCAUGCGACCGGGGUCAUCAAUGAUAUCCCCAGUCCGGGGUUUCCGCAGGCGAAUUCCCUUGGUCCUUCUUCGCGGUUUUCGUCCAAGUCGUCGCAACAGCCCAAGCAGGCGGGUAUCAACCUUCCUGAUUAUGCGAGCAGAGGUAGUACUGCCAGUAGUCCGGAUACAUUGAGGGCCCUGGAGCUGGCAUUGCGAGAAGUAUUGGAUAAUAUCAAAGCUGCAACCUCAAAUAUGCGGCCUCGAAUGAAUCCCUUUGAAUUUGAUAUUCAGUCUCAAACAUUCCCUUCACUGUGUCUCCAAUUGCUACCUCCUCCGCCAAGUUUAUUCGCUACCGCUCCUUUCCCGUCACCGUCAUCGUUUCCUCUCUCGCCUCCAGGAAUUGAGCAUCUGGAUAUUGUUCGACAAGCUCUCCGUGCUAAGAUCGAGCAGUGGCAGUCCGAUCAGAUUUCCUCGGAAUCUCCGAACGCCUCUCGGUCUGGGAACCCAGGCAUAGGUCUCGACUCAAGCAUGAUCAGUCGAAAUGCACAGCAACAUGAAGACAUGAGCCUGAGGCAUCUCGAGCUGGCUUUUAAGCACUGGGCGUCUCUUUCUCCGGGAGCAAAACAAGAGGCAUGGCAGCUUGAGAUUACCAGAGCAUUUGCCCGUGAGAUGGAGAAGCGCAAAUCCUCGGAUGAACAGCUGGCCCGUGUGCAGCAGGAAGCUAACCAGCUUCGCGCCCAAGUCGAGAGAUUGGGUUCCUGCCAAUGGCCCCGAGAAUUUGCCCUCUUCCCGCCAGACACGCUUCCGUUACCACGGGAUGUCGCCAGGGAAUUGGACGCGAAGGAAAGCCACAUCAACCCCAACUCCCCCCGAUGGGACUACGACAGCGUAGUAUCCAAGUGGAAGCGCGUUGUGAUGCACGAUAGAAGCAUGGGACGCAUCGGCGUGGGAUACGCAAACACGGCCGUGGAAGAUCCCACCUACGCAGAUAGUGCUACUAGACCACGCGUCGAGGAAGCAGGCAGCUCCAGCCGGCCAACGGCAUUGCAGCCUCCCGUCGCCCUGAGCCCCGACCAAUCCUCUCCCUACACAGGUGGAGGUACAUCCGCACCCCCAAGCCAAAAUCCCUCGCCUUAUAUCAACAACGAAGCCAGUCGAAGCCCCAACCCGGAUGGUCCCCAAGCCAAGCGUCCCCGGUUGAUGAAUGGAAAUCACGCGAGCGAAGGAGCCGGUAGUCCUUCGACGGCUCAAAGCUCCUCUGGCCCCUCCAACAGCAACACCUGGAACUCCAACCAGUCUCUUAACGUGUCUAACCUUGCUCCCCCUUCGGGACCGACGCCUCCUCCAUCUUGCUCCGGUACAUAG